AUGGCCACAAUCGUCCUUGGUAUCGCCUUUGGCAACGAAGGCAACAGCAAGCUUGUCGGCAUCCUCAGCAACGACGUCAAGCUCUGGGCCAGAGCCCAGGGCGGCCACAAUGCCAGACACACUGCUGUUGCCAAUGGAGUGAGCUCCAGCAAUACGUUGCGCUCAUGCUCGACAUUUGAUUUUGGCACUUACGCAUCUGUGAGCUCGUCCAACACUGGUCUUGGCGGCAUCUUCACUGCUCUCGCCCUCGACCCUCGUAAAUUCGACCACAUCAUCGGUGUUAUUGAGGCUUGCUCCACUAGAGUCGGCUUGGGCCAUCUGCCGACACAACUUUUCGACGCUGACAGCAAGAAACUCCAGAAACUCGGUCAUGAGGUCCGUGUAUCGACAGGUCGCCCCCGCCGAUGUGGCUGGCCCGAUCUCAUGGUCAUCAAGCACUCCCGUGCUAUCAACCCCUACACGUCUUUGAACCUCAUCAAGCUCGAAAUUCUCGACACUUUCCCCUUUAUCAUUGCCUAUAAGAAUCCGCGAACGGACGAGGAUGUCCCCUCUUUCCCCGCAGACCAGAAGCUCCUCGAGAGCGUAGAGGUCGUGUGCAAGGAGUUGGAAUGCUGGAACACGCCGACGACCUCGGUCACGAGCUACUACGGCGCCCCGCUUAAUGCGCGGAAGUACAUUGAGUUAAUCAAGGAGUUUGUUGGUGUCAAGAUUGGCUGGAUCGGAACCAGCCCUGAGCGUGAAGACAUGAUUAUCCGCAUGGUCACAACUUCCUCGUUUGCAAACAGAGAGCUGGUGAAUCAUGCUGUACACAUGCACAUCACGCCUAGACCUUGCGGACAUCGUGAUGUCCGGUGA
Molecule: messenger RNA, 855 nt
Organism: Microdochium trichocladiopsis
Lineage: Eukaryota; Fungi; Ascomycota; Sordariomycetes; Xylariales; Microdochiaceae
Product: Adenylosuccinate synthetase-domain-containing protein
Exons: 3
Coding region: 1-855 (284 amino acids)
Biological process (GO): IMP metabolic process; 'de novo' AMP biosynthetic process
Cellular component (GO): cytoplasm
Molecular function (GO): adenylosuccinate synthase activity; nucleotide binding
Source: RefSeq, a predicted model, not a curated record